UUGAGAAGGUUAAAGGAAAUGGCUGGCCCUAGAAUCGCUCAUGCUACAUUGAAAGGACCGAGUGUUGUGAAGGAGAUUUGCAUUGCGACAGUGCUGGGACUUGCUGCUGGCAGUGUUUGGAAGAUGCAUCACUGGAAUGAACAGAGAAAAGUUAGGGCCUUUUAUGAUUUGCUUGAGAAAGGUGAGAUUAGUGUUAUUGCGCAAGAAGAGUGAGACUGUUCUUGUUUUGUGCCCAAUGGGGUCUCCUUUUUUCCCCUUUCACUAUUUUCAAUUGGCUCUUGGAAUUAAGAUGAGCUGAAUUUGUCUAUCAGACUCAAAGAAAUAAGUUUCUUGGACUGGAAUUUUGAUUUAUAUUAUUGUUGCCUUUUAGAGUUUU
Molecule: messenger RNA, 376 nt
Organism: Arachis stenosperma
Lineage: Eukaryota; Viridiplantae; Streptophyta; Magnoliopsida; Fabales; Fabaceae
Product: cytochrome c oxidase subunit 5C-like
Exons: 1
Coding region: 19-213 (64 amino acids)
Source: RefSeq, a predicted model, not a curated record